Messenger RNA from Hipposideros armiger (great roundleaf bat), 3798 nucleotides. It is a transcript of the gene DBH, whose product is annotated as dopamine beta-hydroxylase. Lineage: Eukaryota; Metazoa; Chordata; Mammalia; Chiroptera; Hipposideridae. The record is from RefSeq and is a predicted model, not a curated record. Gene Ontology annotation, biological process: dopamine catabolic process; octopamine biosynthetic process; norepinephrine biosynthetic process. Bases 1 to 1833 code for a protein of 610 amino acids. Gene Ontology annotation, cellular component: secretory granule membrane. Gene Ontology annotation, molecular function: copper ion binding; dopamine beta-monooxygenase activity. The transcript is spliced from 12 exons.
AUGCAGGUGCCCAGCCCCAGCGUGCGCGAGGCCGCCUCCAUGUAUGGCACCGCGGUGGCCGUCUUCCUGGUCAUCCUGGUGGCUGCACUACAGGGCUCCGUCCCUCCCGAGAGUCCUUUCCCCUACCGCAUCCCCCUGGACCCCGAGGGGACCCUGGAGCUCUCCUGGAAUGUCAGCUACACGCAGGAGAUGGUCCACUUCCAGCUCCGGGUGCGGGAGUUCAGGGCCGGGGUCCUGUUUGGGAUGUCGGAUCGUGGCGAGCUGGAGAACGCCGACCUGGUCGUGCUCUGGACCAAUGGGGACAGUACCUACUUUGGGGACGCCUGGAGUGACCAGAAGGGGCAGAUCCACCUGGACUCCCAGCAGGAUUACCAGCUGCUGCAGGCAGAGAGGACCUCGGAAAGCCUGACCCUGCUCUUCAAGAGGCCUUUUAGCACCUGCGACCCCCAGGACUACCUCAUCGAGGACGGCACCGUCCACUUGGUGUACGGGAUCCUGGAGCAGCCCUUCCCAUCGCUGGAGGCCAUCAACACCUCAGUCCUGCGGACAGGGCUGCAGAGGGUGCAGCUGCUGAAGCCCAACAUUUCCACCCCGGCCUUGCCCUCUGACAUACGCACCAUGGAGAUCCAUGUCCCCGAUGUCCUGGUCCCCGGCGAGGAGACCACCUACUGGUGCUACAUCACGGAGCUUCCGGUUGGCUUCUCCAGGCACCACAUCGUCAUGUACGAGCCCAUCAUCACCAAGGGCAACGAGGCCCUCGUGCAUCACAUGGAGGUCUUCCAGUGUGCCGCCGAGUUCGAGAGCUUCCCCCAGUUCAACGGGCCCUGCGACUCCAAGAUGAAGCCCGAGCGCCUGAACUUCUGUCGUCACGUGCUGGCCGCCUGGGCCCUGGGCGCCAAGGCCUUCUACUACCCUGAGGAAGCGGGCGUUGCCUUCGGGGGCCCCGGGUCCUCCAGAUUUCUCCGCCUGGAGGUUCACUACCACAACCCGCUGAAGAAACAAGGCCAGCGCGACUCCUCGGGUAUCCGUCUGUACUACACGGCCACUCUGCGGCGUUUCGACGCGGGGGUCAUGGAGCUGGGCCUGGUGUACACGCCCGUCAUGGCCAUCCCCCCACAGGAGGAGGCCUUUGUCCUCACAGGCUACUGCACGGACAAGUGCACCCAGAUGGCCCUGCCUCCCUCGGGAAUCCACAUCUUUGCCUCUCAGCUCCACACACAUCUGACGGGGAGAAAGGUGGUCACCGUGCUGGCCCGGGACGGCAGAGAGAGGGAGAUUGUGAACAGGGACAGUCACUACAGCCCUCACUUCCAGGAGAUCCGCAUGUUGAAGAAGAUCGUGUCUGUCCACCCAGGAGAUGUGCUCAUUACUUCCUGCACAUACAAUACAGAAGACAGGACGCUGGUCACCGUGGGGGGCUUUGGCAUCCAAGAGGAGAUGUGUGUCAAUUACGUGCACUACUACCCCCAGACGCAGCUGGAGCUCUGCAAGAGUGCUGUGGACCCCGGCUUCCUGCAGCAGUAUUUCUACCUCGUGAACAGGUUCAACAGUGAGGAAGUCUGCACCUGCCCUCAGGCCUCCGUGCCCCAGCAGUUUGCCUCUGUCCCCUGGAACUCCUUCAGCCGCGACGUCCUCAAGGCCUUGUAUGACUCUGCCCCCAUCUCCAUGCACUGCAACAAGUCCUCGGCCGUCCGCUUCCAGGGUGAAUGGAAUCUGCAGCCCCUGCCGAAGAUCAUCUCCAAGCUGGAAGAGCCUGCCCCUCAGUGCCCAGCAAGCCGGGGUCAGAGCCCCAGCUGCCCCACCGUGGUCAGCAUCAAUGGGGACAAAAGUUGAGUGGGGGCCAUCUCCUUGCUCCCCCUCCUAUGCUGUCCCUGUGGGUUCAUGCCAGCUUUGUGCAUCUGAGCUCUCUGAAGACCCCCAUGAAACAGCUCUGUGUGCCCAGGAUGGAGGAGCUGGACAAUGCCCCUUCCUGAGACCUUGGUACAUUCCAGCAUUCUCCCCCUGCAUGGCCAAGAGGACCCUGUGAGAGCGCCCCCUGUUGACCCACCAGGACUGGGAGAACCAAGACCCCCUCCACAGCCUUUCAACAAAGCGUAAGGAUCACCAAGCUCAGUGGUCUAGAGUCCAGUGUCCCAGAAUCCCUGCUCAUCUUGCUAGGAGGGGCCAGUCCUCGGGGCACAUGAGCCACGCUUGGCUGUGGGCAGACUCCCCCGCGUCCCCAGCCCCUACUGAUGGAGAUUUGUGCUGCUGUGAUAAGUGCGCACACUAAACGUUUCCCUGCAGAGUGGCUCGUUUGUCACUGUGGGUGGCUUCCCUGCCCACGGAGGCAGGACAAGCCACUUAGCUCGUUAGAGACUUGCCUGGGAAAUCGCUCCAUUGCAGGGUAAAUAGAUAUUUUCACCCACCUACAGGGAAACCCUCCCAACAACUCUUGCCACUGAACACAAGACGGCAAAGAUCCAGGCGAGCAUCAGGGCGCCAGCUCCAGGGGAAGCGGAGUUAGUAGCCCCAGGUUCCGCUGUCCUCUGUGGAACAAGCAGUUAACAGCCCCGGGAAUGAGACCCGCGUUAGAAGCCUGUGACGCCUUAGUGCACAGUGACAUAGGCAGACAUUUCACCCCCUUGCCCCUCAGUCUUCUCCUCUGUAAAAUAGGGCCAGUGCUAUGCCGGCUAGCGAGACGGUAGAGCUCCCACACAGGACGGUCCCCGUGAACAUUAAUAGGGUGGCCUCGCCCCCAAGAGAGGACGCCUUGUCUGAGCACCCUCCCCGAGCUGGAUCUGGAAUGUGCCUCACGCUCUCCGGUCAGUCUCCACCUUCCUCUCCUCUGAGCUGCCUCCCAUUUAAGGCCAAGUUCAGCUCUCUGGUGGUUUCUGCAGGGAGUAACAGAUGAGGCUGUGUUCAGCCAGUUCAGCAAAACGCUGCACAGCCUCUAGAGAAGAGAGAGGGUGAUGGAUGGGCCUUCGUGUCCCCCCCACCCUUACACCCCAACAGACGUCAGCUAAGCGGCUGCUGCUCCUUCUGCAAACCACUUCAUUACAGAUGGGAACAAACAGGCACACACGCUCUGCACUGCAGCGUAUAAAUCACAGCCUCCCGCACUGUAAGUCACAGGACACCAUUGCUGUCAAAUGCCAGGCUCCAACAGAGGCUGGAGCACGGCCGGCCCUCUGUCAUCUUUACAGCCUCGGAUGGCAGGUGGAGGGGCAGCCCCUCCCUGCGAAGGGCGGGCCCUGGAGGGUGGCCUGAGCAUGCCCAGCCUCUGGCCUUGGUCUUCUGGCUCAAGAAGACCCCUUUCCUCUGAUCAAGUCCGUCUGCCAGCCCAGACAGGGGUCCCGGUCAGCCAGCGCCCUGGGAGAGACCCACAGGCUGUGGCCAAGCCUACCUCGCACCACCGAGCCCUGGCUGGCUGUCACCAUUUUGUCCCCAAACACCCAAGAGGCACUUGUGGCAUUCCAGUCUCACUGAUGAGGGAAUCAAGAUUCACAGAGGAGAAAUGCUCGCUCAGAGUCCCCUGGAGGAUUAGUGGUGAUUAGAAAUCACACCCAGUUCCAGAACCUUCCGCCAUCCACAGUGACACCCCCGCACUUCGCUCACUUUCACGCUCAGGCUGGUCCUUCUCUUCCUCCUGGGGGCAGCCUGCUGGGCUCCUCCCACCGAGACCACUGCUUGCGCGCUGCCCCACCCAGCUCCCAGCUCCGACAGCACCCCCUCCCGGGAUUGUCAUACCCAGUGCUGUUGAUAAAGUUGCCGCCACACACACUGGUUCUGUGAUAACACUCUUAAUAAACCCACGACAGA